This is a messenger RNA of Mytilus californianus (California mussel), 5929 nucleotides long. RefSeq names its product zinc finger CCCH domain-containing protein 11A-like. The transcript is spliced from 15 exons. The record is from RefSeq and is a predicted model, not a curated record. The coding region runs from base 2012 to 5485 and encodes 1157 amino acids. NCBI's taxonomy places the organism in Eukaryota, Metazoa, Mollusca, Bivalvia, Mytilida, Mytilidae. Gene Ontology annotation, molecular function: metal ion binding.
GAAGACUGCAAAUGAAUCUGUUAAAAAAUAAUUAUGUCUAUUCAUCAUGGACAUUGGCAGGUCAAUAUUAAUUCUUUGGAGUUUUCUAGUUUAAACACCAUCAUGAUCAUGUAUAAAAUUAGGUUGGUGAUUAGAAUUUUUAAAAUUCUGUGAAGUAUUAAUAAGAAAAUGUAUUAAUUUUGAAGGCAAUAUAUAUUUUUGUAAGAGUAAUAAAUUCAACCAUACACCAUUGUGCAUGUACAGUGUAUGGCUCCUACAAAUAUAUUCAUAUGAUUUCAUCAUGUUCAUUCUAAAUAUUGUGUUCAUUUUAUUGCAUCAGAAAUUGUUUUAAAACAGUAAAAUACUACAAGUCUGAAUUCUGUAUUCUAAAUACAUUGUACCAUGAAUACAUGUACAUGAAAUAGUCAUGAAAAUAAUACAAUAAAUUGAAGAAAAAAUUUUGCACAUACAUGUAAUACAUGUAUUAUUUUUCCAAGUUCUUAAAAUAGCUCUACAUUUAUUUGUUUCUGUCUGUGUACACAUUGUUUAUGGUACAAUGUAGUUGCAGUUAAUUAAUGAUGCCAGAUGGCCUUGCUUUUCAGGAAGUGAUCUGAUAAAACAAUGCACAUGUACAUUUCUAAUUGUAUAAUUUUCAUGUUUAAAGGGCUGUCAACAUUCUAGUAUACUCAUGUUUCCUAUCACCAUGUGACAACAUGCAAUAAACAGGAAAGGCGUCAUUUAUCAUAUUUAUUGAUUGCCAGAGACGGAUUUAGGGGGAGAGGGGGUUGAGUUCCCCCCAUUAUGGAGCUUUAUAAAUGAUAAAUGCAUUAACUUUUUACAAGGAUCACUCCAAACGGUGGCUUGCCUUUUUAUGACAUAUUUGAGCAAUAUAAAGGUGUGUUGGAUGGUCAAUACUACAUGUACAUAAAAAGAGCUAAUCAAGUAGUCCCAUUCUUUUUAAGAUUUUUGAUAAAACACAACUUUAUUUUCUGUGUCAGAUGUUCAUUCCUAGUAUAUUUAACUUCAUCAACUGUACAAUUGUAGCUGCACUUAAACUCUGCCAACAACCACCACCAAUAAAAAACCAAAAACAUGCUGAGAGUAAUAAUAUUUGAAAUAGCAUUUUAACCUUGGAAUGUAUAACAUGUUUAAAGAACAUGAAGAAAAAAAAAGUUAGUUAAGAAAAAAAUUCAACUUUUAAACUGUUCAUCUGGUUUAUGCUUUUUGAAAAAUUUGGAACUAAUUAAUUUUGUACAUGUACAUAAUGUGUAUGAAUUUAAUAUUUUUGCUCGUUUUUGAUAUUAUACUUGUAUGUUAAAAUUUUGUCAUGACUGUUUUAUCAAUAUGACAAAAAAAACAGGUGAAGGGGGUUAAAUGUGGUGAUUGAUGCAGUGAAUAGUUUUUGUAAAAGUGGUCACCAUAAAGAAAAAGUACAUGUAACAUAACAAAUUGGUAUGGUUUGAUUUAAAAUACUUUUGGACUAUGUGGUUAAAAAACAUAUUCACAUAUAUAUGUUUGUAAAUGAAUUAGAUAAACAUGGUUUAACUUCAUUGUUUGUGGUUACAGAUUAUUUAUGUUUAUACAAUACCAGGGAUAAUUGUAGCACUUUAGAUUGUUGAGUCCAUGGCACAAUUCUGUAAAUUUUGGUGAGAUCUACUGUUCAAUGUAAGAUUCUAAUAUUAGAAAUUUAUUUUAGUGAGCUGAGGACUCAUUAAGGCUAGUUGCAAGGAUCCCUGAGAUAUUUUAUUUUUUCAAACUUUGUAUUUUUUAACUGAUAAUUUCUUUUCAGCUUUUUAUUAUAAUUAUAUGCAAUUAUUGUGUAUCUUGCAUAUAAAAAUUAAGUUUAAUUUUAUACAGAAAGAGGUGUACUGUGCAUAAAAGAAUAAAUAAAUAUCAAUAAGAAAUUAGAGACUAUAUCAUAAAUAUGACAUUUGACAUUUGAAGAAAGACUAAAAAUAUUCAAGGAGCUUUCUGUGUUGGAGAAUUAUUCAAGGACAAGAUAAAGAACUUUUUCUAACAGUGACAAUUCAACAUGUCUGCUUAUGGAAACGAUUGUCAUUUCUACUACAAUUCUAAUUGUACAAAGGGUGAAAAUUGUGCCUUUAGACAUUGUGAAGCAGCUAAGAGUUCUAUGGUGACCUGUACAUUCUGGCAACAAGGAAUCUGCUCGAAACCUAAUUGUCCGUACAGACAUGCAGAACUGCCUCCGACUGAUGUGUUUGAGAGAAAUAGACAAGGCAUACCAUGUUAUUGGGAGAACCAGCCAGUAGGUUGUACUCGUUCUAAUUGUCAGUACCAACAUUUUAAAACUAGACCAGUGGUUCAAGGUGCACAACCAUUGCAGACUCAGCCGAUUUUAUCAGAAAAUCAGUUGCCAGAUACCAGCUUUCCUCCCCCAUUGUUUGGACAGCAGCCACCUAUUCAACAAUUGACUGCAAUACCUGGGGCACCAGUAAUACAGCCUGUUGUUGUUCAUUUCUCAGAUUCAGAAGUUGAGAGUGACAAAAAUUCACCUGUGAAAAGUAAGAAACUCUUAGAGCCAGAAAGUACAAAAGUGAAAUUACAGUCACUAGAUACAACCAAAACUGACACAAACAAUCUGUCAUCGUCAAGAACAGUCACAACUUCUGAUUUAUCAUCUUUGAGAACAGUCACAGUAUCUAACCAGUCAUCUUUGAGAACAGUCACUGCACCUAAUCAGUCAACCUUGACUGCUGUUGUUCCAUCCCAGACAAUUACACCUAUUCAGUCAGGCAUAUCAGCUUUCACAUCAGUGCAGCCUUCAUCCAUACCAUCAUCAAUUCAGUCCAUCACUUCAAUAAAGCCAGUAUUACCACAGACAGUGCAGACCAUCCCUGUUGUUUCUAAGCAGGCAACAGUUGCUACUAUCCCAGAGAUAGACUACUUUAUUGGCACACCUUUUUUACCAAAGUCAAUUAAGUCCCCUCCACAGUCAUCUCCAAAAUAUGAUUCUAGUCCAGACAGAAGAAGCUAUGAUAGCAGAUAUAGCAGAUCUCCUACCCCUCGAAGUAUGUCUCCAUGGAGAAGAAGGUCAAGAUCACCUUCACCUAGGAGAAGUAGGUCUCCAAGAAGGCGAUCCCCAUUUUACUCAAGAGAUCGUAGUAGGUCACCAAGAAGAUGGUCUCCCAGGUACAGAAGUCCCUCUCCAAGGCGCAGAAGUUCAUCUCCUAGAAGGCGCACUCCUCCAAAAAAUUCAGUAUUUAGACCUCAGGACAGUUAUUUACCAAGUCGAAGACCGGUCCAUGAACGUUUGAAUAGGGAUAGGAAUUACCCAUCAACAUCUUUAAACAGGGGACGACCUGAAGGUGUUCCACAGAAAAAAAUCAAUCUCAGCAAAAUUAAAGAUAAAACAGAAAGUGAAGAGGAUAACAUCAAAGUCAAAUCAUUAGAGGAGAUACAGCGAGCAAAAGCAUUGUUGUCAAUGGGAUUAAUUGAACUGAAGAGUGGAAAAAUUGUCAAAAUUUGUGAAGCAAACAAAUACCAAGAGGAGGAUGAAGCAGAAGAAGAGAAGAAAGCACCUCCAAAGAAAAAGAAAAUCGUCAAAAAAAUAUCUUCCAAAAGUAAGAAAGUUGAAAACAAAACAAAACCCGUAGUGAAAAAGGUGGAGAAAAUUGAAAAGAAGGAAGAAAGUGAAGAGGAAAAGGAAGAGGAGGAAGAAAACUUUGAUGAUGGAGAUGACUUAGGGGAAGAACCAGAAAUUGAUAUCUGUGAGGCAACAGAGGAGUGGGAAGAACAAGAAUUUCAGAAGGAGGAAUCACAGGAUGAGGAUGAGGAGGUAGAAGAUGAAUCAGAACAAGAGGAGGAGGAAGGGGAGGAAUCUGAACCCGAACCUGAACCUGUAGAGUAUCAACAGGAUAUAAGAAGGGCUGUGAGAAAGGAAGAUGUAGAGAAAAAGAUAAUUCAGACAUCUUCACAAGUAAAAAGAAAAAGGAAAGUUAUUGUGGACGAAGAGGAAAAGAAAAGCAAAGAUGCAACUAAAGUCAGUGUUCAAAGCCGAUUAGGACGUAAACUAAACACACCUGAUGUUAGAGGCACUAAACAUGCUAAACCACAACUGUCUCGUCACUCUGCUGAAGCUAAAGUUACCAAUCUUCAGAGAUCACUGAUCAAAGCUAGUGUAAAAUCUAGAUUGGAGAUGAAAAAAGUAAAACCUGAGGAUAAAGUUGACAAUCUUCAGAGAUCACUGAUCAAAGCUAGUGUAAAAUCUAGGCUGGAGACGAAAAAAGUAAAACCUGAGGAUAAAGUUGACAAUUUGACAAGAGGAACUAUAAAAUUAUCUACUGGAGGUAUUAAAAGUCGUCUGGGCAUUGGUGCAAAUGUUUCUUCCUCAAAAUCUGACACUAUAAGCAUAGAGCCAAGGACAAUUUCCAUGAAAAGGACAAUUGAAAAUGAUCAACAAGAUCAGGUUAAGAAAGAGGUAUUGAAAAAGCGAAGAUGGAACCAAGGGUCAAUUAAAAGCAGGCUUGGAGAUAGUGCUAGUGACACAAGUGUUACAGACAGUGAUCUUAAAAAGAUCGUCAUUGUCCGUAACUUAGGUGACGAGGACAGUUCGCGAGACGGAAAUAGACAAAAAGAGACGAGGGAAUCUGUACAAUCAGCUUCAAAUGAAAAUACAAGUCAGAUUAAAAGUACAUUAUCUCGUAUCAAUAAAAUCAUUGAGGAUAAAAAAGUGACUCAGGAACCUGGGGCCCUUAACAAGGGUCGAGGUAAACUAAACGUCUGGAGUUCCAGAGUAUCGGAAACUAUUGCAGCUGUUGCACCUACAAAGAAAGAGUCAAAUAUAGAUCUGUUUGAUUCCUCCAGUAAUGAUUCCUUGGCUGCUGAACAUGGAAUGUCCAAAAUAGAAACUAAAAAGGGUCCAAAGAUAGAAAGAGCAUUGUAUGUUCCUCCUGCUCGUAAACGUACAGUGACUUCCUAUGAAGAAGAAUAUGAUGAGAGCAGUAUUUCACCACCUAAAAAAUCUCACAAAAAACAUAAGGAAAAGAAAUCUGAGCCAGAAACUAUCAAGACAUAUUCUCAGAUAAUGGAAGAGAAAAGGAAGAAACUUGAGAAACAAAGAGAAAAGAAGGCUAAAACUGAAGAAAAGUCUAAAAGAAAGAAAAUUACCCCUAUUGGUUUUAGUGAUAAGGAAAAUGAAACCAUUUUGAAUGAAAUAGCAGAACCAAAGAAGUCUCCAAUUAAAACAGAGGUACCAGACACAAAAAGUGGUUUGUUGGAGACUUUCAGCUUUACUCUCCAAGAAAGCACAGAUAAUCCAGCCCAGUCUGACCAAGUUGAUAGUUCUACAGAACAUUUAGAAUUGUUAUCAACUUCAGUUCCUGAAAAUUCCAAAGAGGAUACUGAUGACCUUCUUGAGAUGUCACCUACCAAGAAGACUAGUGAUGACUCAUGGUUGGAGUUUAGUAAAGAAGAUUUAGAUAUGACUGGAUGUGAACCUGCUGACGAUGACGACCUUCUCAGGGAAAUUGAUGAAUUAUUAGCGUGAUUCAACAGAUUUAUUGACACAACAAUUUUUUAUGAUGACCAAAGACGUGGAAAUUUUACCUGACUGUGAUAAUUUUAAUUCAUCAGUGCUAUAUUGUGUGAAAAAACAGUUGUUAGGUUUACAGAAGAUGAUUCACAAUGAAUUAUGAUACUUUUAGUUGAAGAUUACAAUAAAGGAAAAUUGAAUUUAUUAUACAAAUCAUGUAAAAGUAAAUCUACUGUCAUGAAUUUUCCAAUGAAUUUAAGAUUAUAAUUUAAAUCUGAUUGACUCUGUUAAUAUUCGAUAAUCAUUGCUGAGUAAAACAUUGGUCUAACUUUAUAGUGCAAUAUCAUAAACAACAGAUCAAUGGAUUAACAUUUUGAUCUCAAUACCACAAAUUGUAUAGAAACAAGAUGGGUGUGUAUAUAAUUUGUUGAUCUCUUAAUAUUAAAAGUUGUUACUCGU